Messenger RNA from Notolabrus celidotus (New Zealand spotty), 3381 nucleotides. RefSeq names its product membrane protein, palmitoylated 2b (MAGUK p55 subfamily member 2) (gene mpp2b). The coding region runs from base 445 to 2088 and encodes 547 amino acids. Gene Ontology annotation, cellular component: cell-cell junction; plasma membrane. Gene Ontology annotation, molecular function: protein binding. The record is from RefSeq and is a predicted model, not a curated record. Lineage: Eukaryota; Metazoa; Chordata; Actinopteri; Labriformes; Labridae. The transcript has 13 exons.
GUGCAUUGGUGAGUUAGAGUACCUUAGUGCUGCUCUUGUCAGGGUUUUUAUCGUCGGUAGCAGACACGCUUCAACUUCUCAUCGGGAUACAACAUCGAGAGACGCCUCUGUCAUUACAAAAACCCUCCCGUAAAUCCACCGGGAUACGGGAUAAGUACCUACAGAGCAGCCAAUUGGCUUUCAAUCGAUGGAGCUAUUUAUGAGAGCACGCGAGCCGUUUAAGGUGAGGUAAAGAUAGCAGUUUGUGUGGGUUGCAGUCGGUUUCUGUGUAGUGAAAGUGACUGCACUGAUUAAACCAGACCUAUCGUGCUUCAACUCCUGCGAGUGAACCAGUGGAUAUACCCCAAGAAUCUGUUCUGCAGCUCAGACCGAGACAGCCGGAUAAAGGUGACCGGACAGCUGACAUAACAAGUUUUUUGGGAGGAUUCUUGGAAGAAUUUUAAAAUGCCUGUGGCAACAUCCAGCUCUGACUCCGCCAUGCAUCAGGCCCUGGACACCCUGAGUGACAGCACUAGCUCCACAACCGCCAAUGACCUGGACCUCAUCUUCCUCAAAGGAAUUAUGGAGAGCCCAGUGGCUCAUGAGCAGUUUGAGGAACCCAAACUGGAAGCAGUGAGGGAGAACAACGUGGAGCUGGUCCAGGACAUCCUGGAUGAGCUUGGCCCGCUCGCACACAGGAGUCAGGCGGCCGACGAGCUGGUCCGUAUCCUGAAGGAGCCUCACUUUCAGUCCCUCCUGGAGACCCAUGACUCUGUGGCUUCCAAAAACUACGAGACCCCUCCCCCCAGCCCUUGCUCCUUCAUGGAUGCUGCCCUCAACAACCAGCCUGUUCCUCCCGACGCAGUCAGGAUGGUGGGAAUAAGAAAAGUGUCUGGAGAGCACCUGGGAGUGACGUUUCGAGUGGAGAGUGGCGAGCUGGUGAUAGCUAGGAUUCUCCACGGCGGCAUGAUCGAUCAGCAGGGUCUGCUCCAUGUGGGGGACAUCAUCAAGGAGGUGAACGGCAAGGAGGUGGGCAAUGACCCCAAAGUGCUGCAAGAGAUGCUAAAGGAGGCAAGCGGCAGCGUGGUGCUGAAGAUCCUGCCCAGCUACCAGGAGCCACACACACCCCGACAGGCCUUUGUAAAGUGUCACUUUGACUACGAUCCAUCUCAUGAUAACCUGAUUCCCUGUAAGGAAGCAGGGCUGAGCUUCAACAGUGGUGACAUCCUGCAGAUUUUUAACCAGGAAGACCUCAACUGGUGGCAGGCCUGUCACAUAGAGGGAGGCAGCGCAGGUCUGAUACCCAGCCAGCUGCUCGAGGAAAAGAGGAAAGCAUUUGUGAAGAGAGAUCUGGAGCUCACCACCACAGGUCCUCUAUGUGCCGGGAUGGGGGGCAAGAAGAAAAAAAAGAUGAUGUAUUUGACCACAAAGAAUGCAGAAUUUGAUCGACAUGAGUUGAGGAUAUAUGAAGAGGUUGCCAAAGUCCCGCCCUUCAGGAGGAAGACGCUUGUUCUGAUUGGUGCACAAGGGGUCGGCCGUCGCAGUCUAAAAAACAAGCUGCUGGUGUCGGAUCCCCAGCGAUACGGCACCACCAUCCCCUUCACCUCAAGAAAACCAAAGGUGGACGAGCGGGAUGGCCAGAUGUACUCCUUUAUGACCCGCAGUGAAAUGGAGUGCGACAUCAAAAACGCUCGAUUCUUGGAGCACGGAGAGUACGACGGAAACCUGUACGGCACUAAAAUAAACUCCAUCCAUGAGGUGAUAGAAACAGGAAAGAUCUGCAUCCUGGACGUCAACCCACAGGCCCUCAAAGUCCUGCGGACGUCAGAGUUCCUACCCUACGUUGUGUUUAUUGAAGCUCCGGAUUUCGAGGUUCUCAAAGCCAUGAAUAGAUCAGCUAUUGAGUCAGGAGUGGUAACGAAACAGUUAACGGACUCUGAGCUUAAGAGGACAGUGGAUGAGAGUGAGCGCAUCAAGCGGGCCUAUGGACAUUACUUUGACCUCUGCAUCAUAAACGAUGGCCUGGAGGCGGCGUUCAGAAGUCUUAGGUUUGCGCUGGAGAAACUGCUGACAGAGCAGCAGUGGGUGCCUGUCAGCUGGGUGUUCUGAGGGUCAACAAAAGGGUCACCAGCUAAGGUGCCAGGGGGCCUUGGGUCGAAGGUCGGAGGACGAUGAAACACUGGUAGCUCAAGAGGGGCUUUCUCCAUGCAGUCGAUGUUGAUGGACGUCUGUAGUGAAGGGCGGAGGGUCAUGAUUCAGUACAAAUGACCAGCCUCAUGUAGAGCUUUUUUGUACAAACUUAGUGUCCUUCUGUUGAGCCUGUAUUUUAUUUUCAAAUUAUUUUAUUGAUAUUUGUUGAAAAGGAUUUAGAGUUGAUUCUAUAAAGGUUUAGUGCAAUAGUGUGAGCGAGCGUGUGUAAGUUAUCGAUAUGUGGAUCUAGAAAGAAUAUAUUUGGCCGGUAACGGUGCUUUAUUGAAGGUUUUCUUUAAAGGAUGUUAAACUUUUUAGCCUUUCCUACUUUAUGUAGUGUAAUGUUUACAUUUGAAUGGUAGGACAGAUUGGUUAGGGAAAGAUACCAAAUGUCACAUUUGUAUUAAAUUCUCUAUAUUUUACCAUUUAAUCAUACAGUAUGAUUGAAAUGUGCUUUAUGUCUACACUUGUUUCAAAACUGAACAGCAAUAGAUAGUUUUGAACUAAAACAUAUACUUGCAAUACAUGUAUACACUCAAAUGACGAUAAUAUAUGUAACACAAAGAGAGCAGUGGACACCCUGUAACAUUAAGAUGUUUCGCAUUCAUCUUGAAGUCUACAGUUUAUUUAGUUUCCUUUUUAAUGUUAAUAUUUUUUUGUCUUUUGCUGUUGUUGUUUGGUCGACCGUGUCAGGAUCAAUUGAGUGGAUCAAAAUGGCUGUUGUCUGCCCCUUUUGAUUCUGUCAGAGUUGUAUUUGUAGCACUGGGAAUCUUCAAACUCUCAAAGAAAACAAUAAAGAAAAAAAUGAAGAAGUAGCCUACAGUAUGCACUGAUUGUAUAAUGAAGGCAAACAUUCUGUUUUAUUACAGGAUGGACAGAUGAUAGAAGUUGUUUUUGUUAUUUUUGGAUGUAAUAUAGUUAUCAGUGGCUUCAAAUUCAUACUUACUUACUUUUGCCUUAACAUGGUUUCAAAGCCAAGGAAACACUCUAUCACUGUUCCUUCUUAGAAAUAGAAAAAAUAACACAGGCAACUUCUUUCAUAUUUAUUAUAUUCUCCCUCAACUUGUAAGUACUGUAUUGUAAUAAAGAGAAUAUAGUAUGACAUAGAGAAACGUGGUGCUUUAAUGACUCUGCUGGUGUGUAGAUGCAGUUGGACAGCUACACUGUAGCUUUGAUGUUCAUAUAAAAAUGUAUUAAAAAUGAAAAUGUUAA